Eutrema salsugineum is the source of this 1059-nucleotide messenger RNA. RefSeq names its product transcription factor bHLH87. Gene Ontology annotation, molecular function: protein dimerization activity; DNA-binding transcription factor activity. The transcript has a single exon. Gene Ontology annotation, biological process: regulation of DNA-templated transcription. NCBI's taxonomy places the organism in Eukaryota, Viridiplantae, Streptophyta, Magnoliopsida, Brassicales, Brassicaceae. The coding region runs from base 1 to 1059 and encodes 352 amino acids. The record is from RefSeq and is a predicted model, not a curated record.
AUGGAAGGAUUGGAAUCAGUCUACGCUCAAGCUAUGUAUGGAAUGACCCGAGAGAGCAAAAUCAUGGAGCAUCAAGGAUCAGAUUUGAUCUGGGGAGGAAAUGAGCUAAUGGCUCGAGAACAACUCUGUUGUUCUUCUACUUCUUCUCACCAACUCAUUAAUCCAACUCUUAGCAGCUGUUUCAUGUCCGAUCUUGGAGUCAUAAGCGAGAUCCAACAUCUUCAACACGUUGGAAACAGAGCUACAUCGAUAGAUCCAUCAUCGCUCGAUUGUUUGUUAUCAGCGACGACGAACAGCAACAACACAUCGACGGAAGACGACGAAGGAAUUUCUGUGCUGUUCUCAGAUUGUCAGACUCUAUGGAGCUUUGGUGGAGUCUCAUCUGCAGAGUCCGAGAACAGAGAGAUCAAUACAGAGACGACAAUAAAGCCUAAGUCUUUGAAGAGAAACAGAGGAGGAGACGAGUCAGGAAGUCACUUCCGUCUUGUUCAUCAUCCUCAAGAUGACUCGGAGAAGGGAAAUUUCAAGCUUAUUUACGAUAAGAAUCAGUCGAAAUCGAAGAAACCGAGAACGGAGAAAGAACGAGGCGGUUCUUCAAACAUCAGUUUCCAACAUUCAUCUUCAUUGUCUGACAAUGUCGAGCCAGACGCAGAAGCGAUUGCGCAGAUGAAAGAGAUGAUAUACAGAGCAGCUGCGUUUAGACCGGUGAAUUUCGGAUUGGAGAUUGUGGAGAAACCUAAGAGAAAGAACGUGAAGAUAUCGACGGAUCCUCAGACGGUUGCAGCGAGGCAGAGAAGAGAGAGGAUAAGCGAGAAAAUUAGGGUUUUGCAGACAUUGGUUCCAGGUGGGACUAAGAUGGACACAGCUUCGAUGCUUGAUGAGGCUGCUAAUUAUCUCAAGUUCCUUAGAGCGCAAGUAAAGGCUUUAGAAAACUUGAGACCCAAGCUUGACCCAACCAGUCUCUCCUUCUCCUCUGUUUCUCCUGCGUUUCCGUUAUUCCACCCAUCUCUUCUCCCAUUGCAAAACCCUAAUCAGAUCCAUCAUCAUCCAGAGUGUUGA